CUGCUGCUGCGGCCGCCACCGCCGCCGCCGCCGCCGCUGCAGGAGACCGGCGCGAGGACACAGGCGGAAAGGCCACCAUGGCGGAUGAAAUUGAUUUCACUACUGGGGACGCUGGGGCUUCCAGCACUUACCCUAUGCAGUGCUCGGCCCUGCGCAAAAACGGCUUCGUGGUGCUCAAAGGACGACCAUGCAAGAUAGUUGAGAUGUCAACUUCCAAAACUGGAAAACAUGGCCAUGCCAAGGUUCACCUUGUCGGCAUUGAUAUUUUUACUGGGAAAAAAUAUGAAGAUAUUUGCCCUUCUACUCACAACAUGGAUGUACCUAAUAUUAAGAGAAAUGAUUAUCAACUGAUAUGCAUUCAGGAUGGUUACCUCUCCCUGCUGACAGAAACUGGAGAAGUUCGUGAGGAUCUUAAAUUGCCAGAAGGUGAACUUGGCAAAGAAAUAGAAGGAAAGUACAAUGCAGGUGAAGAUGUACAGGUGUCUGUCAUGUGUGCAAUGAGUGAAGAAUAUGCUGUCGCCAUAAAGCCCUGCAAAUAAAUGGGAACAUCAGGCAUGAGCGAUUCUUAGGUCUGGACAUGUUGUACAGAUCUAAAGUUUGCGUCUACAUAAUUGUCACCAAAGCUAUGGCCCUCAUAAGCAACCUCAUUCUUUUUAUUGUUUUGAGAUUGUGCUUGGUUAGUUUGGCAGGCAUUUUUUUUAAAUAGGAAUCUUUUCUAUAUCAUUCCUGUGGUUUUUAGUGUGAGAGUAAGAAACAGACAAGACAGUUGUAGCAGAUAUGAUUUUGUCUGAACAAACUACUCCUGAAUUUUAGCUAAAUGGUUAAUAAACCAGGGUUCCAAUUCAAACUAUGUAGCAUUAGUGGUACUGAAGUACCACAUUGAGGUUGAAAUGCUCUAUAUUCAUUUCAGACUUGAUAUCCUAGAGUACAUAGACUGUGGGUUGGAAUUGUCACCAUUUGAACAAAUACAAAUACUUAAAAGUCAUGUCUAAAAGUCAUGUUAUCAAAAAGAGUUACCUUGGUGGCCACAUGGUAGCCACGUGAAUACCUCAAUCAUGCCAUUUCUUUGCCAGACUGUUGGCAGACUUAAUGCAACCUUAUUUGAUUUUGGUUCCUGCUUGGGACAAUUGAGUUGUAGGGGUGAAUAUGAGUAGGUCCGAUUACAAAGAGACAAAGGCAACAGUGGAGGAGGUUAUUAAACUGUAGGUUGUUUGAGACUCUUGUUUUUUGUGAAUUUUUUUUUGCUGGUUCUGGGGCUUGAACUCAGGGGUUGGGCUCUGUCCUU
This is a messenger RNA of Dipodomys ordii (Ord's kangaroo rat), 1285 nucleotides long. It is a transcript of the gene Eif5a2, whose product is annotated as eukaryotic translation initiation factor 5A2. Gene Ontology annotation, biological process: positive regulation of translational termination; positive regulation of translational elongation. The transcript is spliced from 5 exons. The coding region runs from base 78 to 539 and encodes 153 amino acids. Gene Ontology annotation, molecular function: RNA binding; ribosome binding; translation elongation factor activity. NCBI's taxonomy places the organism in Eukaryota, Metazoa, Chordata, Mammalia, Rodentia, Heteromyidae. The record is from RefSeq and is a predicted model, not a curated record.